Messenger RNA from Lutra lutra (Eurasian river otter), 1908 nucleotides. RefSeq names its product gamma-glutamyltransferase 1 (gene GGT1). Gene Ontology annotation, cellular component: plasma membrane. Gene Ontology annotation, molecular function: glutathione gamma-glutamate hydrolase. Bases 14 to 1723 code for a protein of 569 amino acids. Gene Ontology annotation, biological process: glutathione catabolic process; regulation of inflammatory response; regulation of immune system process. NCBI's taxonomy places the organism in Eukaryota, Metazoa, Chordata, Mammalia, Carnivora, Mustelidae. The transcript has 12 exons. The record is from RefSeq and is a predicted model, not a curated record.
GGCCUGCAGAGCCAUGAAGAUGAAGUAUGUGUAUCUGGUCCUGGUGGCCGUGGUCCUCGUGCUCUUCCUCAUCAUUGGCCUGUGCGUUUGGCUUCCCUCAGCCUCCAAGACACACAACCAUGUCUACCCCAGGGCGGCCGUGGCUGCAGAUGCCAAGCGUUGCUCGGAGAUCGGGAGGGACGUGCUGAGGGAAGGCGGCUCGGCAGUGGAUGCUGCCAUCGCGGCCCUCCUGUGCGUGGGGCUCAUGAACGUCCACAGCAUGGGCAUCGGGGGCGGCCUGUUCCUCACCAUCUACAACAGCACUACACGAAAAGUUGAGAUCAUCAAUGCCCGCGAGGUGGCCCCGGGGCUGGCCUUUGACAGCAUGUUCAAUAGCUCGGAGCAGUCACAGGAAGGGGGGCUGUCGGUGGCGGUUCCCGGUGAGAUCCGAGGCUAUGAACUGGCCCACCAGCGGCACGGGCGGCUGCCCUGGGCUCGCCUCUUCUGGCCCAGCAUCCAGCUGGCCCGCCAGGGCUUCCCUGUGGGGAAGGGCUUGGCGGCAGCCCUGGAGAAAAGUCGGGCAGUCAUCGAGCAGCGGCCUGCCCUGUGUGAGGUGUUCUGCCGCAAUGGGAAGGUGCUGCUGGAAGGGGACAAAUUGACCUUGCCACGGUUGGCAGACACGUACGAGACGCUGGCCUUGGAGGGAGCCCAAGCCUUCUACAACGGGAGCCUCACAGCCCAGAUUAUCAAGGACAUUCAGGAUGCUGGGGGCAUCAUGACCGCCAAGGACCUCAAUGACUACCGUGCCAGGCUGAUCGAGAACCCCCUGAACAUCAGCCUUGGGGACGCCCAUCUCUACAUGCCCAGCGCCCCGCUCAGUGGCCCGGUGCUGGCUCUUAUCCUCAACAUCCUUAAGGGGUACAACUUCUCCCGGGCGAGUGUGGAAACACCCGAGCAGAAGGGUCUGACUUACCACCGCAUUGUGGAGGCCUUCCGGUUCGCCUAUGCCAAGAGGACCCUGCUUGGGGACCCCAAGUUUGUCAAUGUGAUGGCGGUGGUCCGCAACAUGAGCUCCGAGUUCUUUGCCGCUCAGCUCCGGGCCCGGAUCUCUGACAGCACCACUCACCCGACCUCCUACUAUGAGCCUGAGUUCUACACGCCCGAUGACGGUGGCACGGCCCACCUGUCCGUGGUUGCAGAGGAUGGCAGUGCUGUGUCCGCCACCAGCACCAUCAACCUCUACUUUGGUUCCAAGGUACGCUCACAGGUCAGCGGGAUCAUAUUCAAUGAUGAGAUGGAUGACUUCAGCUCCCCCAACAUCACCAACCAGUUUGGGGUGCCCCCCUCCCCAGCCAACUUCAUCAAACCAGGGAAGCAGCCCCUCUCGUCCAUGUGUCCGGCGAUCCUCGUGGGCCAGGAUGGCCAGGUCCGCAUGGUGGUGGGUGCCUCUGGGGGCACGCAUAUCACUACAGCCACUGCACUGGCCAUCAUCCAUAACCUGUGGUUUGGCUAUGAUGUAAAACGGGCAGUAGAGGAGCCCCGACUUCACAACCAGCUUCUGCCCAACACCACGACACUGGAGAGAGGCAUUGACCAGGCGGUGACCUCAGCCCUGAAGACUCGGCACCACAACACUGAGGACACUUCCAGCUUCAUCGGUGUGGUGCAAGCCAUUGUCCACACGGCCGGUGGCUGGGCAGCUGCCUCAGACCCCAGGAAAGGCGGGGAGCCUGCUGGCUACUGAGUGCUUGGGGUGGGCAAGGCUUCCUGGCAACCUAGGGAUGAGAUGCCCGCUGGGGCCAGAGUGGAACUUGGAGGGAUUUGCUUCCCCUGUGAGUGACAAAGCAGUGCAAUAAAUGGGGGUUGCAGCGUGAGGCUCUGGGCAGCCUUGCUGGCCCAGCUCCCAUAUCGCUGGGCCUCAGCAUCCUA